AUGCUGUUACAGGAAUUAUGGCUACUCAAGAUCAAUUGGGAUGAACCGCUGCCAUCUUAUAUUGAAACUCGUUGGAAGUCUCUCAGAGAAGAUCUUACUAGACUGGCCAGUCUCUCAAUCCCUCGAUGGUUUAAUACGCAUCAGGACUCCAUCAUUGAACUUCAUGGCUUCUCUGACGCAUCAACUCUCGCCAUGGUGGCAGUAAUUUAUAUUACUGUGAUUUCACCGUUCACAAAACUCAGUGUGGCCACACUGGUGUGCUCGAAGACUAGAGUCGCACCCCUCAAGAAGCUCACCAUCCCGAGAAUGGAACUUGGCGCAGCUGUACUGUUAGCCAAGCUCAUGCACUAUGUUCAAGCGAGAAUCAAGCUCAACGUGAAGAACAUUCAUUUGUGGACGGACUCACAAGUGACACUCGUCUGGAUCAAAUCUCAUCCCUCACGCUGGAAGGACUAUGUAAGAAAUCGAGUUACAUCCAUCCAGGAGCUCACAGCUGGUGCACAUUGGAGAUAUGUGCCUGGAGCAUCAAACCCAGCUGAUUGCGCAUCACGAGGCUUAAGCACUCAUCAGCUUGAACAUCACGAUCUGUGGUGGACGGGACCACCAUGGAUGACAGAGCCCAGUCAAUCAUGGCCGGCACAACCAACACUCUGUGAAGAUUCAUGUGCUCCAGAAGCUCGUCCUGGAGCCACUCAAGUGUUUAAAGCUCAAACACUCGACUAUCACUGGGAUCUGAUAUACAAAUAUUCAACUUUGAAACGACUUAUUCAUAUCACAGCACUCUGUUUCAGAAUCAUCGCGAGGAUGAGGCGACUGAAUGUCAAAUCAUUGCACGCUCCAUUUUACACUCCAGAUGACUUGGAACUCGCACGGAUAUUUUGGAUAAAAGCUACGCAAUCCGCAUAUCUGCCUCAUGAACUGAAGAUGCUCAGUUCAGACGCCAAGUUGCCCUCGUCCCAUGUUCUCAGCCGACUAACUGCCUUUUUGGACGAACAUGGAGUCAUUCGAGUUGGAGGACGCUUGGAGAAUUCACAACUCUCUUACGAUG
Messenger RNA from Ceratina calcarata, 1048 nucleotides. RefSeq lists its product as uncharacterized. The record is from RefSeq and is a predicted model, not a curated record. The annotation marks the transcript as partial. Lineage: Eukaryota; Metazoa; Arthropoda; Insecta; Hymenoptera; Apidae. The transcript has a single exon.